This is a messenger RNA of Galeopterus variegatus (Sunda flying lemur), 5532 nucleotides long. It is a transcript of the gene MGAM, whose product is annotated as maltase-glucoamylase (alpha-glucosidase). NCBI's taxonomy places the organism in Eukaryota, Metazoa, Chordata, Mammalia, Dermoptera, Cynocephalidae. The coding region runs from base 1 to 5352 and encodes 1783 amino acids. The transcript has 46 exons. The record is from RefSeq and is a predicted model, not a curated record. Gene Ontology annotation, biological process: carbohydrate metabolic process. Gene Ontology annotation, molecular function: carbohydrate binding; alpha-1,4-glucosidase activity.
AUGGCAAGAAAGAAGUUGAAAAACUUUACUCCUUUGGAGCUUGUGCUCAGCGUUCUUGUGCUUGUGUUGUUUAUCAUUGCUGUUGUGCUAAUUGUGCUUUUAGUCAAAAGUUCUACAGAAUCAAAAGCCCCAGAGUCUGGGACAACUAGUACCCCAGAAUCUGGAACAACAAGUACCACCCCUGAUUCUGCUGAGUGCCAAGUGGUAAAUGAAUCGGAAAGGAUAAACUGCAUCCCUGACCAGUCACCAACAAAGGCCACCUGUGACCAGCGUGGCUGCUGCUGGGUACCUCAGGAAGCUACAAGUGUCCCUUCGUGCUACUAUUCCAAAAAUAAUGGGUACCAAAUGGAGGGUGAUCUUGUAGACACGAAUGCAGGAUUCACAGCCCAGUUGAGAGGUCUGCCUUUUUCAUCCCUGUUUGGAAAUGAUGUUGACAAUGUCCUUCUCACAGCAGAAUACCAGACAUCCAACCGUUUCCACUUUAAGUUUACGGAUGAAACCAAGGACAGGUAUGAAGUGCCCCAUGAACAUGUGCAACCCUUCACUGGGAAUGCUGCUUCUUCCUUGACCUAUGAAGUUGAGGUCUCCAAACAGCCAUUUAGCAUCAAAGUGAUCAGAAGAAGCAACAGUCGUGUUCUGUUUGACUCAAGCAUCGGACCCCUCCUGUUUGCCGAUCAGUUCCUGCAGCUCUCCAUCCGACUGCCUAGUGCUAACGUGUAUGGUCUGGGGGAACACGUGCACCGACAGUACCGGCAUGACAUGAAUUGGAAGACCUGGCCCAUAUUUAACAGGGACACAACCCCCAAUGGGGAUGGAACUAACUUGUACGGUGAGCAGACGUUCUUCCUUUGCCUUGAAGAUGCUACUGGACUGUCCUUUGGGGUGUUUCUGAUGAACAGCAAUGCCAUGGAGGUUGAUGUCCAGCCCGCCCCAGCAGUCACUUACCGCACCAUUGGGGGCGUUCUCGACUUCUAUGUGUUCUUGGGAGACACUCCAGAGCAAGUUGUUCAAGAAUACCUAAAGCUCAUUGGACGGCCAGUCCUACCCUCAUACUGGGCACUUGGAUUUCACCUCAGUCGUUAUGAUUAUGGAACCCUAGAUAACAUGAAAGAAGUCGUGGAGAGAAACCGUGACGCACAACUCCCUUAUGAUGUACAGCAUGCUGAUAUAGAUUAUAUGGAUGAGAGAAAGGACUUCACUUAUGAUCCAGUGAAUUUUAAAGACUUCCCUGAGUUUGUUAACGACUUACACAGUAACGGACAGAAAUUAGUCAUCAUUGUGGACCCAGCCAUCUCCAACAACUCUUCCCUAAGCAAUCCCUAUGGCCCCUAUGACAGGGGUUCAGAUAUGAAGAUAUGGGUGAAUGAUUCAGAUGGAGUGACUCCAAUCAUUGGGGAGGUCUGGCCUGGAAAAACUGUGUUUCCUGAUUACACCAACCCUAACUGUGCUGUUUGGUGGACAGAGCAAUUUGAGCUUUUCCACAGUCAAGUGGAGUUUGAUGGGAUUUGGAUUGAUAUGAAUGAAGUGGCCAAUUUUGUUGAUGGUUCAGUUUCAGGAUGUUCCACAAGCAGCCUAAAUUAUCCCCCAUUUACUCCCAGCAUCCUGGAUGGGUACCUGUUCCACAAGACCCUCUGCAUGGAUGCGGUGCAGCACUGGGGAAGACAAUAUGAUGUCCACAAUUUGUAUGGCUACUCCAUGGCCAUUGCCACGGCAGAUGCUGUCAAGACUGUGUUUCCUAAUAAGAGAAGCUUCAUUUUAACCCGUUCUACCUUUGCGGGAUCUGGCAAGUUUGCAGCCCAUUGGUUAGGAGACAAUGCUGCCACCUGGGAUGACCUUCAGUGGUCCAUCCCCGGCAUACUUGAGUUCAAUCUUUUUGGUAUUCCAAUGGUGGGUCCUGAUAUAUGUGGCUUUUUACUGGACACCUCUGAAGAGCUCUGCAGGCGGUGGAUGCAGCUAGGAGCAUUUUAUCCAUUUUCCAGGAAUCACAAUGGCCAAGGCUACAAGGACCAGGAUCCUGCCGCCUUUGGAGCUGACUCCCUGCUGUUAAAUUCCUCCAGGCAUUACCUAAACAUUCGCUACACUCUACUGCCCUAUCUCUACACCCUCUUCUACCGCGCUCACAGCCGCGGGGACACAGUGGCCAGGCCCCUUCUUCAUGAGUUCUAUGGGGACAGCAGCACUUGGGAUGUGCACCGACAGUUUUUGUGGGGGCCAGGUCUCCUCAUCACUCCAGUACUGGAUGAGGGUGCAGAGAAAGUGACAGCAUAUUUGCCUGAUGCUGUCUGGUACGACUAUGAGACAGGAGAACGGGUGAGAUGGAGGAAGCAAAGCAUCGAGAUGGAACUUCCUGGGGACAAAAUCGGACUUCACCUUCGAGGAGGCUACAUCUUUCCCACACAACAGCCCAAUGCAACCACCAUGGCCAGUCGACAGAACCCUCUUGGUCUUAUCAUCGCCCUAGAUGAGAACAAAGAAGCAAAAGGUGAACUUUUCUGGGAUGAUGGGGAAACGGAAGAUACUGUGGCUAAUAAUGCUUAUAUUUUAUGUGAGUUUUCCUUCACCCAAAACUACUUGGAUGUGAAAGUUUUACAAUCAAACUACCAGGACCCCAGUAAUUUAUCAUUUAAGGAGAUUAAAAUCCUUGGGACACAGGAACCUAGCAAUGUUGUAGUGAAACACAAUGGUGUCCUAAGUCAAACUUCUCCUACAGUCACUUAUGAUUCUGAUGUGCAGGUUGCCAUUAUCAAAGAAAUUGAUCUCCUCCUGGGAGAAGCAUACACAGUGGAGUGGGAUGUAAAGAUAAAGGAAGAAGAAAAAAUAGACUGUUAUCCUGAUGAGGAUGGUAUUUCUGCAGAAAACUGUGAGGCCCGUGGCUGUGUCUGGAAGGAAUCCAGUUCUGGGGCUCCUUUCUGCUAUUUUGUUACUGAUCUAUACGAUGUCAGUGAUGUUCAGUAUAGUUCACAUGGGGCCACAGCUGACAUCUCCUUAAAGUCUUCUAAUUCUGCCAACACCUUGCCCUCCACACCAGUGAAUCCCCUCCGCCUGCAGGUGACCUAUCAUAAGAAUGAAAUGCUGCAGUUUAAGAUUUAUGAUCCCAACAACAAACGGUAUGAAGUCCCAGUCCCUCUGAACAUCCCCGAUGUUCCAUCCAGCACUUCUGAGAGUCAACUCUAUGAUGUGCUCAUUAAGAAGAAUCCAUUUGGGAUUGAAAUUCGCCGGAAGAGUACAGGCGCUCACCGCAAGGAGGCAGUGAUGGAAGGAAACAGAGGAAUGAAGGAUGACUCAUGGGCUUCUGGCAAGGAUAUCUAUGAUUACUUCAAUCAAACAGAGUUAUGGGGAAAUGAAGAGAUUCUGACUGAUGUGACAUUCCAGCCCCUGCCUGCCUUGACAUACCGCACCACAGGAGGAAUUCUGGACUUUUACUUGUUCUUGGGGCCAACUCCAGAGCUUGUCACUCAGCAGUACACUGAGGUGAUUGGUCGGCCUGUGAUGGUACCUUAUUGGGCCUUGGGGUUCCAGCUGUGUCGCUAUGGAUACCGGAAUGACACUGAGAUUGCCAGCUUGUACGAUGAGAUGGUGGCCCACCAGAUCCCUUAUGAUGUGCAGUACUCAGACAUCGACUACAUGGAGCGGCAGCUGGAUUUCACCCUUAGCCCCGAGUUUGCUGGACUUCCAGCUCUGAUCGAUCGCUUGAAGGCCGAUGGCAUGCGGGUCAUCCUCAUUCUGGAUCCAGCCAUUUCUGGCAAUGAGACACAGCCGUAUCCUCCCUUCACUCGGGGUGUGGAGGAGGAUGUCUUCAUCAAAUAUCCAGAUAGUGAAGACAUUGUCUGGGGAAAGGUCUGGCCUGAUUACCCUGAUGUUUUCGUUAACAAUUCUCUAGACUGGGACAGUCAAGUGGAGCAAUACCGAGCUUAUGCGGCCUUCCCAGACUUUUUCCGUAAUUCAACUGUCACGUGGUGGAAGAGGGAGAUGGAAGAAAUGUACACCAAUACGGAGAAUCCAGAGAAGAGCCUGAAGUUUGAUGGCAUGUGGAUUGAUAUGAAUGAGCCGGCAAACUUUGUGAAUGGGGCGGUUCCUCCAGGCUGCAGGAAUGCCUCUCUGAACCAUCCUCCCUACAUGCCACAUCUGGAGUCCAGAAGCGAUGGCCUGAGCAGCAAGACCCUGUGCAUGGAGAGCCAGCAGAUCCUGCCAGAUGGCACCCCGGUGCGGCACUAUGACGUGCACAGCCUGUACGGGUGGUCCCAGACCAGACCCACAUACGAAGCUAUGCAGGAGGUGACAGGACAGCGAGGAAUCAUCAUCAGUCGCUCCACAUUCCCCUCUUCUGGCCGCUGGGCAGGACACUGGCUGGGAGACAACACGGCCACAUGGGACCAGCUGAAGAAAUCCAUCAUUGGAAUGAUGGAGUUCAGCCUCUUUGGCAUAUCCUAUACAGGAGCAGAUAUCUGUGGGUUCUUUCAAGAUGCUGAAUAUGAGAUGUGUGCUCGCUGGAUGCAGCUGGGCGCAUUUUACCCCUUCUCAAGGAACCACAACAGCGAGGGGAACAAGAGACAAGACCCUGUAUCCUGGAAUGAUACCUUUGUUAAUAUUUCCAAAAGUGUCCUGCAAACCAGAUACACCCUGUUGCCGUAUCUCUACACCUUGAUGCAUAGGGCCCACAUGGAGGGCAUCACCGUUGUGCGGCCUCUUCUCCAUGAGUUUGUGUCAGACCAGGUGACCUGGGACAUAGAUGAUCAGUUCCUGCUGGGCCCAGCCUUCCUGGUCAGCCCUGUCCUGGAGCCUAAUGCUGAAACAGUCACUGCAUAUUUCCCUAAUGCCCGCUGGUAUGACUACUACACGGGUGUGGAUGUUAAUGCAAGGAAAGAGUGGAAGAACUUGCCAGCCCCUCUAGACCACAUUAAUCUUCAUGUCCGUGGAGGCUACAUCCUGCCCUGGCAAGAGCCUGCACUGAACACUCACUUAAGUCGCCAGAAAUUCAUGGGCUUCAAGGUUGCCUUGGAUGAUGAGGGAUCUGCUGAGGGCUGGCUCUUCUGGGAUGACGGAGAAAGCAUUGAUACCUAUGAAAAAGGACUCUACUACUUCGCCACCUUUUCUGCCAGCCAGAAUACAAUGCAGAGUAAUAUAAUUUUCAACAAUUACAUCAACGAUAUAAACCCUUUGAAACUGGGCUACAUUGACAUCUGGGGAGUGGACAGUGUCCCCAGUACUAGUGUCAGCAUCUCUGUGAGUGGCACGGUCAUGACGCUGACUUCCAACUAUGACUCUACAACACAGGUGUUAAGCAUUGAUGUGACUGACAAAGACAUCAGCCUACAUAAUUUCAUUUCUUUGACAUGGGGAAGCACUCUGUGAAGUUUUAGAGCAAGAUCCUUACUGCGAAUGACUUUGAAGCUACUGAUACUUCAUGCUCAUUAAAUUUUUGUGUGUUGCUAAUUGGCUCAUACAUGUGUAAAAUAUUUUAUUAAUUGUAUUAUAUGUUUUGUCUGUGAAUCCUAAAGGUAAAAUCUUAGCCCUGUGGGACAGGCAGUAGGG